Molecule: messenger RNA, 2935 nt
Organism: Abrus precatorius (Indian licorice)
Lineage: Eukaryota; Viridiplantae; Streptophyta; Magnoliopsida; Fabales; Fabaceae
Product: RINT1-like protein MAG2
Exons: 4
Coding region: 162-2558 (798 amino acids)
Biological process (GO): retrograde vesicle-mediated transport, Golgi to endoplasmic reticulum; regulation of ER to Golgi vesicle-mediated transport; endoplasmic reticulum to Golgi vesicle-mediated transport
Cellular component (GO): Dsl1/NZR complex
Source: RefSeq, a predicted model, not a curated record
ACCAAAAUUGAGACCUCGUUUGGAUCCAACCAACCAACCAACACAACCCCAAUGUAGGAAGGUUCGAAUCAUCCACGGACACUCUUCGAAAACCCGCGUCGGAGAACAGCCGCACACGGCGGAGAAGAACCUUCCAGAAGCAUUAAAAUUCGAGUUCGACAAUGGAGUCGCUCCAAACCCUUCCUUCACCGUCUCACCUUUCUUCCUCCGCACUCUCCUUCCUCGACCAGAAGUUUCACACCAAACACACCCUUGCCGAUGCUUCCAAUUUCGUUGCCGAGCUCCAAACUCAGUGCUCCGAGUUGGAUCGCUCUCUCUCCGAGUUGACUCACAGACUCGGAGCGGGUCUGGCCGCGUACGCCUCCUUCUCCGGCGAAAUCCACAGCCUCUUCGGCGACGUCACCGAUAGGUUGACUGCUAUAUCCUUCACCGUUGUGUCAGAUAGAGGAAGAAGUGGAGGGGAUGGCAAGGGUUUCAGAGAGGAACUUGCAACUUUGGCGAAGGAAGUGGCUAGGUUGGAGACGGUUCGUGUUUAUGCAGAGACAGCACUGAAACUUGAUACUUUGGUUGGUGAUAUUGAAGAUGCUGUAUCAUAUACCAUGAGCAAAAACAUGGGGAAACAUUCUUCUAUUCAAAAUUCACAAGAAAUGCAUCUGCUUGCUAUUAAAACACUUAAAACAACAGAAGGCAUAUUAACUUCGAUUACAAGAACACACCCUCAAUGGAAGCAUCUUGUAUCUGCAGUUGAUCACAGAGUAGAUCGAGCUCUUGCUAUUUUGAGACCCCAGACGAUUGCCAAUCAUCGUGCACUUCUUGUUUCACUUGGAUGGCCCCCACCUCUUUCUGCUUUAACCUCCUCAAAUUCUGAUGCAAGAACUACAAAUCAAGUCUUGAAUCCUCUGCUGAGCAUGCAAGCGGAUCUUAAACUCAGGUACUCUGACAACUUUCUUGCUUUGUGCAACCUACAGGAGUUGCAAAGGCAAAGGAAAGCUAGGCAGCUAGAGGGCCACAACAGGGAAGUUGCUCUACGACAACCACUUUGGGUAAUUGAAGAGCUUGUGAAUCCCUUAUCAUUGGCUUCCCAACGACAUUUCUCAAAAUGGGUUGAUAAACCGGAAUUUAUUUUUACUCUUGUAUAUAAGAUCACAAGGGAUUAUGUUGACUCUAUGGAUGAAAUGUUGCAGCCAUUGGUUGAUGAAGCAAAGUUAAUUGGUUAUAGUUGUAGAGAAGAAUGGAUCUCAGCAAUCGUAACUUCCUUAACCACAUACUUAGCAAAAGAAAUUUUCCCUAGUUACAUUGGUCAACUAGACGAAGAGAGUGUUACAGGUAUUCAGUUGUCUGCUAGAAUAUCAUGGCUACAUCUCAUUGACUUGAUGAUAGCUUUUGACAAAAGGAUUAAGUCUUUGGUAGAGCAUUCUGGGAUUUUGCUAUCCAUUGAUGAUGAUGAUGUCUUGCAAAAGAUUUCUUCUCUAUCUGUAUUUUGUGAUCGUCCAGACUGGCUUGAUCUAUGGGCAGAAAUUGAGUUAGGGGAUGUCCUAGAUAAAUUGAAAACAGACAUUGAAGAUGAGAAUAACUGGAGAAAGAAAGUUGAAAAUGUAGUUCUUUCAUCUUGUACUGAGGAUCACAAGUCUCCUCUGGUUUCCAAUGCCUUUCUUCGCCAUCUUGCAUCUGUUAUUGAUCGUUGUCGAUCAUUACCUCGUGUGACUUUGCGGUCAAAAUUUCUCAGAUUAGCAGGUGUGCCUAUUAUAAGAAAUUUUUUUGAUUCCAUACUUAUACGCUGCCAAGAAGCUGAAGGCUUGACUGCCUUGACUGAUGAUGAUGCUGUAAUUAAAGUUACAAUUUCCAUCAAUGCUGCUCAUUACUUUGAAUCUGUCCUAAAGGAAUGGUCUGAGGAUGUCUUUUUCCUUGAAAUGGGGAUGGAUGAGGAUGACAAAGCAGAAUUGGCAAGUAAUGCAAAUAGAUAUGAUGAAGGGUUACCAGAGAUUUCUAGAAGGGUUAUCUUUGAUGAUGAGAUAAAAAAGUUGGAAGAAUUCAGAACUGAGUGGGUUGAAAAGAUAUCCCUAGUUAUUUUGAGAGGUUUUGAUGCUCGUUCUCGAGAUUAUGUGAAGAACAAGAAGCAAUGGCAAAAGGCUGAAGAAGGAUGGACUGUGUCAAAGACACUAAUAGAGGCCCUGGAUUAUCUGCAAAGUAAAAUAUCGGUGGUAGAAGCAGGUUUGAAUGGUAGGGAUUUUGUUGGGGUUUGGAGAAGUUUGGCAGCAGGAAUUGAUCGAUUGAUUUUUAAUGGUAUUCUUACAAGCAAUGUAAAAUUUCACAAUAGUGGUGUUGAAAGAUUUGGUAAUGACUUGGAUGUUUUAUUUGGGGUAUUUAGGGCUUGGUGUUUGAGACCUGAAGGUUUCUUCCCAAAAGCAAGCGAAGGUCUGAAGAUGUUGAAGAUGGAUGAAAACAGAUCUCAAGAAUGUAUGGCUGGGGGGAAAAGAUGGUUGAAGGAGAAUGGGAUCAGGCGGUUGAGUGUAGCUGAAGCAGAAAAGAUUUUGAAGAAUAGGGUAUUCACGAGUUGAAGCUUUUGGCUUACUUUUUAAGCACAUACACGGUUUAAAUGGCAUAGGGACGUGUGAAGAUUUAGAAGGAGAGUUUCGUGGUGUACAUUACUGUAGACCAGCUGCACUAAUUCAAUUUUACAAAGUUGCAAUAAAUGUAUUUUUCAUUUAGAAUAUUCUCAGGCACUGCCUUAAAGAUCACGUACCUCAAAUAUGGUGCACAGUUCAUACUCAAAUUUAUAGAUGCUAAUUAUUCUGUAAAUGUGCUGUGAGGAAAACUAUUCCUCCUAUUCGUAUUAUCAUUUUUUAUGAUGGCAUUUGAUUUUUGAAUGAAAAAGGACUGUAACAGCUUAAGAGCAGACUUUGGCAUUUAAUUUAUCAUUCCUUGUUCUUUCUGG